Messenger RNA from Symbiodinium pilosum, 636 nucleotides. NCBI's taxonomy places the organism in Eukaryota, Dinophyceae, Suessiales, Symbiodiniaceae. The record is from the annotation of a GenBank genome assembly.
AUGCUACAGAGGUUGGCAAGGAUGACGCCGUACUACAAGCGGAAUGAGGCGAGAAUAUGUACCUUCUACGUGAAGGGUGCAUGCAAUCGAGGCCAGGAUUGCCCCUUCAAGCAUGAGCUUCCGAAGGGUGGCGACCUAGCAAACCAGAAACUGCGGGAUCGGUUCCACGGGGAGAAUGACCCGUUGGCGAACAAGAUCAUCCGUAGAGCUGAAGAGGACCUUACCUUGAUGCCGCCGGAGGACAAGGCGGUGACAACGCUCUAUCUUGGUGGACUGCCACAUGGAGCCAAAGAAAAGGACAUCCGCAAUCAGUUCUACGUUUUUGGAGAGAUUCGAAGCAUCAGAAUGGCACCCAAGCAGAGCUGCGCGUUUGUCACCUUCGUGAAGCGAGAGGUGGCCGAGCAAGCUGCCAAGAACACACACAAGAUUCUCAAGAUCAAUGGCAAGAACGUGAACGUGACCUGGGGCCGGCCGGAGGUGUCGAAGGAGAAACAGGCAUCUGCUGCUGUGGCAGCUGGGUCAGCGCCGCCUGCUGGUAAUACGUACAGGCCAUACUAUCCGUCAAUGGAUCCAUCAGCACAGGGCAAUGCGCCUUUGCAGGGUGAGGCACCAGAUGAGCGCUCGAUUCCAAAAUGA